Manis javanica (Malayan pangolin) is the source of this 5601-nucleotide messenger RNA. The record is from RefSeq and is a predicted model, not a curated record. NCBI's taxonomy places the organism in Eukaryota, Metazoa, Chordata, Mammalia, Pholidota, Manidae.
AUGUCAGAGCCAAACCAGAUCUGUCUGAUUCCAAAAUCGACUGUGCCUCCCAGGUAGAGGAAGACAAAAAGCCAGGGGUCAGGAACAUACCACAGAGCCCCUGCAUGUCAGGCCUUAUUACCCUUUCCUAGGACAUUGUCCCCUUUUUCCCAUCCACCCCCAAGCUCCCCACUGAGGCCCAGUCCCCCCAAGAAUCUUCCUUCCACUGUCUCUCCCUCAAUGUGGCCGCUGAGCUGAAACUGGGACUAGGAGUUUUGGGGAGGCUUUAAGACAACCCUUCCCCCAAGAUUACCCCAGGAAAGGAACAGCCAGCACACCCCCAGUCUGGGGGCUCCCAUCAACAUAUAUCUGAACAAGGCCUGUGCAUAAGACUUAAAUUGCUUUGAUCAGGAGCCUGCCGCCCUGGGUUCAAAUCCAGCCCAGAGAUUGACCAAUAACAGCAGCUCUCGUUUUAAAAACUAUCUAUUCUGGGACAGACAUUUCACUAGGGGUUUCCUCCAUAUUUUUAAAAAAUUUAAUCUCUCUACCCUCCAUAACUGAUCCUAUUUUACCAAAGAGGAUCAGUAAGGCUCCCGGAGGGGAAGCGACCAGCGUCAGAACAGCCAGUCAUCACGAGCCUGGGACCUCGAACCCACCCAGGCCCCUGAUUCUGCUGUUGCCUAGGAGCGGAGGAGGGAGGAGCUGCCAGAGCAGAGGGAGGAGGGGAAAGAGAGAGGGCGAGCUCUAGGCAGCGCGCGCUGACGACAGCAGGUGAUUUUUUUUCUGCAGCGCGCUUUCUCUCAGCAUCUUUCCUGGAUUUUUUUUCCCCUGGCUGAGAGGCAGAUAAGGGUGCGGCAGCUGCCCUGCUGCAGAGACGGCGGCGGCGGCGGAUGCAGCAAUGCUCCGUCUCCACUGGAGGUGAUUGCCUCCGAGUCCUGCUUGGCUGCCGGCUGCCACCGGACGCCGGUGGGAAGGAGAACACAGCCUCGUCCGCGGACCUUGCGGCCACACUGCCUGGCCCUUCCUCUGCGCCAUGGCUUAAGCCCGCAGCCACCUCGCCUCGCGUCGCCCCGUUCGGCCGGGGUCUGCGCGCCUCCGCAGCCUUAGGGAGGGGCGCGUCCCAGACGCCCUCCUCCGGGGACUUGGGGACGCCGCGUCUCUCACUCGCCCUUCGGCGCACGCAGCAGACUGCGCUCCCAAGACGUUUGCAGGAGGCUCCCGGAGGCGUUUGCUGCGGGUAAUCGAGAGACUAGACCUAUCUCAGUGAUAGCUUUGCCGGUCGGACCUUCCCGGGUGUUCUCUGAGGGUGGAGGGCGAGGUAGCUCAGGCCACCAAGGAAAAACCGGUGGCAACCAGAUUGGCUGUUCGAGGGUCAGGGAACCAAAAUAAGAUUAGAGACUUGCUUUAGAACCACAGAAAGGAAGAGCGAGGGCCGGCUAGCAUCAUGGCGUGGCCGUGCAUCACGCGGGCCUGCUGCAUCGCCCGCUUCUGGAACCAGCUGGACAAGGCGGAUAUCGCCGUGCCGCUGGUUUUCACCAAGUACUCGGAGGCCACCGAGCACCCGAGCGCCCCGCCGCAGCCGCCACCGCCGCCGCAGCCGGCGCACGCACCCCCCUCGGCGCGGGCGGUCGCCAUAGAGACGCAGCCUGCCCAGGGCGAGUUGGAUGCAGUUGCCCGGGCAACAGGACCGGCGCCCGGGCCUGGAGGCGAACGCGAGGCGGUUGCAGCCUCCGGCCGGAGCGGACCCGGCCCGGGCCCAGCCUCCGGCUCCACUUCCAGCGCGGGCCCCGCGGACUCGGUGAUGCGUCAGGACUACCGCGCCUGGAAGGUACAGCGGCCCGAGCCGAGCUGCCGGCCACGCAGCGAGUACCAGCCUUCCGACGCGCCCUUCGAGCGCGAGACUCAGUACCAGAAAGACUUCCGCGCCUGGCCGCUGCCGCGCCGCGGGGACCACCCGUGGAUCCCCAAGCCCGUGCAGAUACCCACGACCUCCCAGGCUUCGGCGCCUAUUCUCGGGGCGCCCAAGCGCCGGCCGCAGAGUCAGGAGCGCUGGCCUGUGCAGGCCUCCGCUGAGGCCCCGGAGCAGGAGGGGGCCCCGGGAGGAGCGGGUGGCCUCGCAGCUGGAAAGGCAUCCGGUGCCGACGAGCGCGACACACGCAGAAAGGUCGGGCCCGCCUGGAUGGUGCGUCGCGCCGAGGGGCUGGGGCUCGAGCAGACGCCACUGCCCGCAGCCCAGGCGCAGGUCCAGGCCGCGGGGCCCGAGGGUAGUAAGGGGCGUGCAGCGGCGGACGCCCUCAACAGGCAAAUCCGCGAGGAGGUGGCGACCGCGGUGAGCAGCUCCUACAGGAAUGAAUUCAGAGCCUGGACGGACAUCAAGCCUGUGAAACCAAUAAAAGCCAAGCCCCAGUACAAACCCCCAGAUGAUAAGAUGGUUCAUGAAACCAGCUACAGUGCCCAAUUCAAAGGGGAGGCCAAUAAGCCAACACCAGCCGACAAUAAGGUCAUUGAUCGCAGAAGAGUACGCAGCCUCUACAGCGAACCUUUCAAGGAACCGCCAAAGGUGGAGAAACCUAGUAUUCAGAGUUCCAAACCAAAAAAGACAUCGGCAAGCCAUAAGCCCCCAAGAAAGGCCAAAGACAAGCAGGUGGUGUCAGGCCGGGCCUCCAAGAAAAAGAGUGCAGAGGGUCCCAGUGCUGCCCAACCCGACAGCAAGGAGCAAAGUAAAGAGAUGAACAAUAAACUGGCUGAGGCGAAAGAGUAAAUUUCACUGCACUUUCCUUUUAUUCUUCUCUUUUUUUUUCUUUUUUUUUUUUUUAACCAACCAACCAACAAAAAAGGCCACAAAAUUGAUUAGAGGCUUCUCAUCUGCCUCAGUCCUGAGUGUUCCAGGAGCUCUUUGGUUUGGUUUCUUAACUAGAAAAAAUAAAUAAAACACUGGAGGAAUCCUGUUUCAAAGACCACGUGGCAUGCUCCCUCUCCAAAUCUAGAGCAGCCUGCCACACGCUGCAGGGUCCCUGGAACACCAGGAAGCGUGGCUCACUGGCUGUGCCUUCCCGUGGCGGGGGAGGCUGCAUGCAGGUGAAGAAGGCAGGCAGGACUUAGUGUGCAGAGGUAGUUCGGAGAUGGCCGCGAAGGGGAUCCCUGGUAGUGCUUGGAACUAUCCAGAGGGUAUCCUCCUGUUCUCUCCCAAGGUCUGUGUCAGUGAUCGAUUUUGAACUUUAGGUAAAUGUAUUCUUUUCCAAAGUUCAGAGAGUUCAGUGCUACAGAAGCUCCACUUGGGCUUCAGCAAUUAAGAAAAGUUGUGGAAAUACUUAAAAAACAAAAAACCCUUGGCCUUAAUGCCAGUAAGAUGAGUUGUCUAUUAAGUUUAAGUAAUUUUUUCAUAUAAUCUAAUGUUAGAAAUACAUAACUGCAUUUAGUCUCCUGUCAGUGGGCUUUAAAUUGUAUACCAAGUAAUAAACAUGCCGCUGAUGGCUGAAACUAGGCCAGGGCACAAGAGCUCGGUGUUGUAAGUACAUUCUAGACAUGAGAGGGAAAUGACAAAAAUGAGGAGGUUGUGGGCCUCUGUUUACCCUCAGCCUGCCCAGUGCUGCUGGUUUUGCAGAGCAGCUGGAUACAGACCUCUGAAGAAGAAAGUUCAAGGUGUAAGGAUAGUGUAUUUAGAAUGUGGCUUUCCUGCUUCUGAGAAACACAGGAUGGGAAGUAGAUAUAGUGACAGGUGUGGGGAUGUUUACUCUCCCCUCCUGAUCUGUGCUUGCUCUGUUCCUCAGAAAGGACAGAAGUUGCUGAGCUUCGGGUUAUGGGAAAUUUCUGUGACUUAGCUAAAGAUUAGGGGAGUUCCCUGCUAAGUGAUUAGCAACACAUUUUUUACCUCAUUGAUGAAUAAAAGCAGCUCCGUGAGAGCUGUAUUAUGUGUCAUGUAUCUGUAUGGCCAAAACCCCCAGUGGUGGCAAGUGCCACUUUAGCUGUGCUAGAGUUGUGUCGUAGGCAUUAGAGAGUUAUUGUGAAAAGAACCCCAGUGCUCGUGAGGGAAUCAAAAUACCUAGUGGAAAAAUUACGUUUGCAAACCUUGUGACAUGUACGACACCCAGCACACUUUCUCUCUCGUGUCCUUACUGUUGCCAGUGUUCUGAAAUUGUUGGACUAUCUUUUCUUUGUGAUGAAAGUGGCGGAACGUGAAGUUCUCACAGUUCCUUACCUCAAAAGUCCCUGUAGGUCCUUCUGGUUUGGAGGAAGCGGAGCCUCCACAAGUGCUCACAUAUUCUGACCGUUCAAGCAACAAAGCAUCCAUUUGUGCCAUUUUGUUUGUCACUUCGGGGCUGAUUGACAAGUCUUUUGCAAAUUAAUUGAGCAUCUGCUAUGCAGGCCAUAUUUCUUGAAAGAACAGAAAUGAAAAAGAAAUGAUGUGCUUGGCCAGGCCUGCUGCCGUCUGCCUAUCUGUCUCCGGGUGUGGAACUGAGAAGUGUGGAAGAAGGUAGAAAAUGUUAGUGAGUUUCUGAGUUUAUGAAUCACAAAUUUUGAUGCCUGUCUGGAAAUGAGUAGAUCUCAGUACAGAUCCAAGCUAUUUUCUAGCUGAUCCCAACAUUAACCAGAGUGCUCUAUCAACAUGAUCCUAACUUUAUCCAGAGAAUUUGCCAAUGUGUUUGUUCUCUCAAGAUCUGGCAUUAGUCAGACAUGUUGAUGUUAGCCACAACUUGGGUUUCUCCAUAGGUAGUCAUAUAUUUUUUGCAGAUCAGUUAAAUCAGACUUUACAAUGUACAGGGGAACAUUCACUCAAAAUUUGCUUGUUGAAUAUGUGCCAGACACUGUGCUAGACAUGGCAGGUAGUGCAAACAGCAGCACAACCAGAAGGACACAUAUGACUUGAUCUGCUGUGUCUGGUUCAAGUUUGUGUUGCCCACACUGCAGAGUUUCCCACCCACCUUGCAGCCCCAGGGACUGAAUUUCCUACCCUGCCCCAGCUGAGGCUUUAGAAGACCUGAAUAGUGUCUUUUCAAUCCUUCACUAUCCACCUCUUCUUAAUCUCCAACCAAGAAAACCCCAUUUGUAGCUCACUUUGACUCUUGAAUGUGUCUUCACUGGCAAGAAACGUCCUCUGAUUUCUACUGUUUACAAAUAAAACUCAGCCAGCGUCAUUCUGUAUCGCAAACAUAUGGAUUGAAAUGGAUUUUGGUUUCACAAGCAGUGUUUUGGUUGUGCUUCCAGUGCCUGCUCUGUCCAUGUUUGUACAUAUCCCUAUGGCUGCCUGAACACACCUGGCAAGCAGGUAGAAGCUUUCCCACUGUCAGCUUUGCUUGCCUGCAAAUGACCCCCACCACUGUGCAUUGGCUCUGGAAGGCAUUUUGUUAUCCGCUGGUGCUUCCAAUCGGUCUGUUAUAUCUUGGCCUUUUCAAGGCAGACAGGAAGUGUCUAAUUACGAUUUUGUGGCCUGGGUUUUGUUGCAUACCACAGAUUGUCUAUGUACUAUGUAGCGCACACCUCUCUUGGUGCUAUUUCAUUCCUGCUGUUAGUAAGAAAAUGACAAAAAUAUUCAUGUAUAGCCAAUUGAUUGUGACGUGCUUGUGGUCUGUGCUUGCUCAGAAAAAAACAAACAGUUUUUCCAAUUAUAAAUAAAUGCUAAAG